Cinclus cinclus is the source of this 1482-nucleotide messenger RNA. It is a transcript of the gene DBT, whose product is annotated as dihydrolipoamide branched chain transacylase E2. Gene Ontology annotation, cellular component: cytoplasm; mitochondrion. The record is from RefSeq and is a predicted model, not a curated record. Bases 1 to 1482 code for a protein of 493 amino acids. Gene Ontology annotation, molecular function: lipoic acid binding; acetyltransferase activity. Lineage: Eukaryota; Metazoa; Chordata; Aves; Passeriformes; Cinclidae. The transcript is spliced from 11 exons.
AUGGCGGCCGUGACCGCGCUGAGGAGCAGCUGCCGAGCCGCGGGGCGCCUGGUUUGCAUUCAUCGCGUUAGAUCGUGCAGCAGCAUUCGCUUUAUAAAAUCAAAAUAUGUGUGCGUGUUUGACAAAUCUGCCCUCAAGUUUAGUCAUCAACAGCGAUUAUUCAGAACAUCUGCUGUUUCAUGUGGCCAAAUUGUCCAGUUUAAGCUUUCUGACAUUGGAGAAGGAAUUACAGAGGUGACAGUAAAAGAAUGGUACGUAAAGGAAGGUGACAGCGUGUCGCAGUUUGACAGCAUCUGUGAGGUACAGAGUGAUAAAGCCUCUGUUACUAUCACCAGUCGUUACGAUGGCAUCAUCAGAAAACUCCAUUACAGCAUAGAUGAUAUUGCUUUUGUUGGAAAACCACUAGUGGACAUUGAAAUUGAUGCUUCUAAAGGUGUUGCCUCAGAAGAAGAUGUCGUUGAAACACCUCCUAUGUCUCAUGAAGAGCACACUCACCAAGAGAUAAAAGGUCACAAAACAUUAGCUACCCCUGCAGUUCGUCGCCUGGCCAUGGAGAACAAUAUUAAAUUGAGUGAAGUUGUUGGGACAGGGAAGGAUAACAGAAUCCUUAAAGAAGAUAUACUCAACUACUUGGCCAAACAAACAGGAGCUAUUUUGCCUCCCUCACCAAAGGCUGAAAUUGUCCCACCUGUGAGGAAAACAGAGGCUGUGCCAGCUGCUCCAAAGGACAAAGCACGCAAAAUUCCUGUGCCUCUUACCAGACCCAUUGCAUUUUCAGGAAAAGAUAGAACUGAACCUGUAACAGGUUUUCAGAAGGCCAUGGUAAAGACUAUGAGUGCAGCCCUGAAGAUCCCUCAUUUUGGUUAUUCUGAUGAGGUUGAUUUGACUCAACUUGUUCAGCUGCGAGAAGAGCUGAAGCCUCUAGCUGAAAUCCGUGGAGUUAAACUUUCCUUUAUGCCUUUCUUCAUAAAGGCAGCCUCUCUGGGAUUGCUGCAGUAUCCCAUUCUUAAUGCUUCUUUGGAUGAGAACUGUCAAAAUGUUACAUAUAAGGCUUCACACAACAUUGGAGUUGCAAUGGACACUGAGCAAGGUUUAAUUGUCCCAAAUGUGAAAAAUGUUCAAGUCUGCAGUGUGUUUGACAUUGCUGUGGAGUUAAAUCGCCUCCAGUCCUUGGGCUCUGCAGGCCAGCUGGGAACAAGUGACCUCACUGGGGGAACAUUCACCCUUUCAAAUAUUGGCACAAUUGGUGGCACUUAUGCCAAACCAGUGAUACUACCUCCUGAAGUAGCUAUUGGAGCACUUGGAAAGAUACAGGUUCUUCCUAGGUUUAAUGGCAAAGGUGAAGUAUUUAAAGCACAGAUAAUGAAUGUGAGUUGGUCAGCUGAUCAUCGCAUCAUUGAUGGAGCUACAAUGGCCCGGUUUUCCAACUUGUGGAAAUCUUACUUGGAGAACCCUGCUUCGAUGCUGCUGGACCUUAAAUAA